AAAACGAGCCACUUGCCCGUGGAGGGUCAGUAGCUAAGCAGAGCGCGAGAGAGAAGUGUUAGUGGUGUUCCUUGAUGGAGUACACGAUGGUUCAAGACACCGCGAGAGACUAUUCCCACUGCCCCCCCAAGAAGCGGCCACUGGCCUUCUACAACGUUCAAGCCGACGAGCACGAUGACGAGCAGCCGCAGGACCUGAGCAUCAAGCGUCGCCGUCAUGAGGAUGUGUCCCCUCAGGCAUCUCCCGCCCGGUCCGCCCCUCGGUCCCCGUCGCCCCAGCUGCCCGCCGCCCCGCCCAGCCCUCCAAGGAUGCCUUCCUUGGCAGAGUUUUACUUGAAGCUGUUCCAGUCCACGGCCCUCCAGCAGCAGCAACAGCAACAUCAACAGCAGCAGGCGGAGUGGUGGCCCAGCCAAGUCAUGUGGCCCCUCAUGCCUACCGCUCCCCAUCCCGCCCUGGCCGCCCAUCCAACCCUCGCCGCCCAUCCAACCCUCGCCGCCCAUCCAACCCUCGCCGCCCAUCCAACCCUCGCCGCCCACCCAUCCCUUGCCGCCCAUCCCUCCCUCGCCGCCCGCCUCGCCUCGCCACAGCCCUCGGAGGAGCGUCUUGCCUCGCCCCGUUCCACGGCCUCUGAAGACUCCGGCGUCGGCGCAGAGUCGAUGAGCGAAGACGAGAUUGACGUGACGAGCGACAGCGACGCCUGCAGAAGAAGCAGUUCCGAGGUUGUGGCAAAUCGCGGGGAGGCGCGCUACUCGUGCACAGACUGCGGCAAGUCAUACUCCACCUACUCCGGCCUCAGCAAGCACAAACAGUUCCACUGCGCCGCGCUGGGAGCCAAGUCCUUCGCGUGCAAGCACUGCGACAAGGUGUACACGAGUCUGGGCGCCCUCAAGAUGCACAUCCGCACCCACACGCUGCCCUGCAAGUGCCAGCUGUGCGGCAAGGCCUUCUCGCGGCCCUGGCUGCUGCAGGGACACAUCAGGACCCACACAGGGGAGAAGCCCUUCCAGUGCUCGCAGUGUGACCGCUGCUUCGCCGACCGCAGCAACCUGCGGGCCCACCUCCAGACCCACGCCGACGUCAAGAAGUACGCGUGCGGCACCUGCCACAAGACCUUCUCCCGGAUGUCGCUGCUCAACAAACACACGGAGGCCGCCUGCCCAGCCCGGCCCGCCCAGCAGGAGCAGCAGUUGGUAGCGCAAUAAUAAGACGCAGCGCCCGCCGGGGAGAGGGAACGUCAGGACCAGUCACCAGUGCCUCUAGUCAGGUGUCGCCCGCGUACAGGCACCCCUUGUGUACAUCAUUAGGCUAAGACGAGAAUAAAGAAUUUAUAUUUUA
Eriocheir sinensis (Chinese mitten crab) is the source of this 1335-nucleotide messenger RNA. Its product is annotated as zinc finger protein SNAI2-like. The coding region runs from base 75 to 1202 and encodes 375 amino acids. Gene Ontology annotation, biological process: regulation of DNA-templated transcription. The record is from RefSeq and is a predicted model, not a curated record. The transcript is spliced from 2 exons. NCBI's taxonomy places the organism in Eukaryota, Metazoa, Arthropoda, Malacostraca, Decapoda, Varunidae. Gene Ontology annotation, molecular function: RNA polymerase II cis-regulatory region sequence-specific DNA binding; DNA-binding transcription factor activity, RNA polymerase II-specific.